CGUUUUUUUUUAUGAUAAAGAAUGUCAAUGAAUUAUUUAUAUUUAUUAGACAUCUCAUUCUGUUGCUGUAUUUUUGCGAAAAACAAUGGUAUUGAGAUAACACACAGGCAAUAGCUCUCUAAAAACAAUGGAUAACAACUGGUCAAUUGAAACCAUACAAGAAACGGCUGCAAAUAGUUGGUCGCUGGAAGGUGAUAAUCAGCUACUAAAUUUGAUGAAAUCCAUUUCGAAGAAUUUAGAACAAAGAUGUAUGACGUCAAACAACAACUUGAAUCGGUUGAUGUUGGAUGUUGAUAAGACUAAAAUCAAACUUGGUAAUGCGACAACAAAGCUCCUGGAUUUGAAUAAUGGCAAAUUUGUUGAGCAUACUGUCAUGGACAUGGAUUCAUCCGUGUCAAAUACAGAAAAAUGUACGCCAGCUGAAAAUGACAAGGUGCAGGCAUUUGUUCCAAUACCAAAAGCUGUUGAAGAGGCAGUUACGAAUGGCCUGAAUAUGAUGGAUCGUUGUUACGAGAAAGUUUUGCUGAAUUUAGAAGAUAGUGAGGAUGAGGACGAAAACGAUAACGGGCAAAAGCAUGUUGUAUGCCGUCCAAAAAAUCCGUACCUAAAUCGCCCACUACCACAUUUAAUUGGAUCAAAGCAGUGGAAUGAUAAGUGGCAUGUCGGCCUGAUUGAAUCAGACGAAGAGGUGCUGAGCGACGAGGAACCAGAAGAGCCCGAAUUCUCUCAAUCUUCAUCUGAUGAGGGAGAUUCAUUGUCUAAUUCGCCACAGACAAGCAAUCCACCAACUACCUCUGAAUCAGAUUUCGCUGUGUCAGUACCAGCAGUUAUUCAUCCCGAAGAUUUGUUUCAUCGAUUGGCUGAUGACGAUGAUGCUGAAACGAAAUCACCACUCUUUCCACCUGAAGAUAACAAACAUCGAGAAAAGAUCAAAGUUCUACCGACCGUUAAGCCAUCGAUUCAGGGCGAUGCUAAAAUUGAGCCAGUGAACAAAACGAAACAGUUAACCGAACCGCCAGUGCCUGCAUUAGAACAACCGAAACAAUCGAUUUUCGUUCAGCAAAAACCCGAACCGAAAUUUCUCAAUCUGUUCGAUGACGAGCCGCCCAGUUUGGAAGAACCAAUUCGUCGUGAACGGAAGCCGGUCAAUUUGUUUUUGGAUUCGGACGAUGAGAACGAUGAACCGACUACCGAUACCCGAAAGCCGUCAAGUAUUUUCAAUAAUAACGUUGCCACGAGUCAACCUACACUUCCGUUUUCAAUUCCACAAAGUCCCAAAGUGGACAAGAAAAAAAUUGAAUUCAACAGGGAUGUCGAUAAUAACAACGUCGCAGCUGUUGCAAAGAGUGAGAUUAAACCAACAUUGAAAUCCAAUGAUUUUGGUGGCCUUUUUGAUGACGAACCGCCGGAUGACUUUUUCGAUAUUAUCGUUAGAGAACAGGGCAAAAAUGUCGACAUCAGGAAUCCGGAGAAGCCAAAACUGCAAAGCAAAACCGUCAACUUAUUUGAUAGUGAUGACGAUGACGACGAUUUUAGCAAAAUUAUUGGAACGACAACGAAAAAGGAUUCAACAGUACCGCCAGUCAGUACUAAGGAAAGUGCUCCAGUGGUCAAACAAAGCGACAUAUCUUAUUCACCGUUCAAUUCACCGUUCAGAUCUUUGAAAAACAACGAUCCACCUAAAUCGUAUGUGUCUUUCCUGGAUGAUGAGUCACCCAGCAUAGAUGAUGAUAAAAACGACACAGCUCCGUCACAUCAACCAUCAUCCCGAACAAGUUUAUUCGAUGACACUCCACCUGAUGAUAUAUCCGUUCCAGUAGUUCCUUCGCAUCAACCAUCAUCCCGGGCAAGUUUAUUUGAUGACACUCCACCGGAUGAUAUAUUCGUGCCAGUCGUCCCGUCAAAGCAAAAAUCUCCAACGAAAAUUAUCUACGAUGACAUUGCCUCAACUCUACGUGAAACAUCAUCCGCAAAGGCAAACAUUUCCAACGAUAGCUUGAAAAGUCAUACACCCGAUGAUGCAAGCGUCAAAGCUCCACCGGUUGUAUUGCCACGAAAACCUGAGUUGAAAACGAUUCCCAGCAAAGUGGUUGACAAAUCAAAGUCAACCGUGACCGAUAAAAUUCCAGUUUUAAGCCCAGAACCGAAAUCGGAUGUUGGUACCCGCGAUGAAACCGAUCAGUCACUGUCAUUUAGAAAGAACUUGAGUAUGUUCGCGAAUCCAGUAGCGACUACACUCCUGAAUGUCGACAAAGAAUCCAAACCAAAGCCAAAUAAACUCAAAACAAAUUUCAACAUCAAUGUUGCAGCCUUAUUGCCGGGAGCAAAAUUACCCUCUCAAAAACAAUCGACAACUGAGAAGUCGGAUCGAACCGUUGAACCUGAUCCUGAACCAGAGAAAACUGAGGACGUGGUCAACAGAGAUAAGCUCAGUUCGGUUAGCAAUGUGAAGCAAAGCAGCUCGACCGAAGAUACAUCCGGUAGGCUUACUUGUUUGAGCAAAGAUCGCGCUAAAAUUCAAGUUCAACGAAAACCAUCUACGAGAAUGGGACGACAGAAGUUGUACAAUAAAACGCUGACCAGUGAAAACGACAGCGUAGUUCCGUCGGUGGAAACAACCGAUUCUGUCAGACCCGAAGUGGAAACCGUCGAGCGAGACAUCGAAGCAUUUAGACCCGAAGUGAAAACCGUCGAGCAAGACAUUGAAGCAUUUAGACCCGAAGUGAAAACCGUCGAGCAAGACAUUGACGUUAUUAGACCCGAAAUGAAAACCGAGCAAGACAUCGACGCUGCUAAAUCCGAAAUAAAACCAAUCGAAGCAGCGACUUCAGAAAAUGUUCUAGAAUCAGCUGUCCAAGAUACCGAUUCGUUGAGUGAAGUAUUAAAGUAUGAUCAACCGCCUUCAUUGCAAUCCAACGAUUUUAAUUCAAACAUUGUUGCUGACGAUGACGAAGAAGAUUGGCUCAAAAACAUCGAUGAGAAACCUCCGUCUCCGAGCAAAACUAAUUUUUAUGACGAUGACUGGCUGUCGACGAAACCAGUGAAUGAAGAACGAAAACCAUCCACACAAAAUAUAUCUCACGUUAUGAACUAUGAUUGGUUAACCGCGAGCAGUCUACCACCUGAAGACAUAGAUCCGCCAUCGAAUUAUUCAGUUGAUGAUGACCACGAACAAGACGAUUGGCUGUCGUCUUAUAUGACCAAAGAGAGAUGUUCAGUUGUCGCAGAUCUACCGAACGAUGACGAUGAUUGGUUGAUUGCAGCCGAAAGGCAGGAUACGUCACGUGGAACUGUUUCAACAGUAACUGGUGCGAAAAGAAAAGACGAAGAAGAAGUUGAAAAAGAUUGGCUUGUACAAGCCACUUUAGAGCAAGAAAAAAAAGUUACCGAAACGGCGGACGACGCCGACGAUGAUUGGCUCACUAAGUCAUUAGUUCCACCGAAAGAGUCUACAAUUGUGACAGACAAGGUGCCAGUAUCAGAUACAAUGAACAAACUUUCAGAUGCCAGAUCGGAAACAUUCGAGUCAAAUGUCGGCACAAGCCAAACGCUUAAGUCGGGGCUUUUCGACAGUGAUGAUGAACUGACCCGAUCAAAGUCAGAUGUAGGAAAGACAGGCUCCAAUAUUUUUGAGUCAAAGAUUGAGACGAAAAAUUUUCUCAGUUCAACAAUUUUCGAUGAUGAUGAUGAAGAUGUUACUGCAGUGCCUUCUUAUUUAGAGCCUAAGCCGGACGUUUCGAAACCGAAUCAACCCAAAGUCGAUUUUGCAAGUGAAAGUUCUGAUGCUUUCAAAUCAAAAACUGAUGCGAAAAAAUCGCUCAACUCGACGCUUUUUGAUGACGACGACGAUGACGAUGAUCUGUUCGCUUCGAUCAAACAGAAGAAGUCAUCAGCGAAACAACCAACAACCGAAGCUGUGAAAACAACGAAAAACGCUAGUAUUAAGACUACUGCAAAGAGUCUCUUCAGUGAUGAUGAUAACAGUGAUCCGGACGAUUUGUUCGGCCCAACAACAAAAAAGCAGAAGGGUAAAAUUGAAGCUGGUCACAAGGCGAAAAUGGAUAAACCGAAGCAAGCGAGCCUGUUCGACGAUGAGGAUGACGAUGACGAAGAUAUUUUUGCUCCGAAAAGUCAGAAACAGCAACGAGUUGCUCCGACCGAUACGAAGAAGAAACCUUCCAUUACUAAGUCAGUGACUACCAUUCCAGCAUCAAGUGAUCCGUUGGCGGAUUUAUUGAAAUAACGGUGAUAUACAAUGCAUGCAUUCAUAUUUCUUAUUAUUAUUUUUAUUGAAAUUUAUUGUCCAUUUUGUGGACGCUUAUCAGCAAAGUUACAAAAAAAAAAAAUACAAAAAAUUUAUUUAUGA
Messenger RNA from Bradysia coprophila, 4366 nucleotides. RefSeq names its product Family with sequence similarity 21 (gene FAM21). The record is from RefSeq and is a predicted model, not a curated record. Lineage: Eukaryota; Metazoa; Arthropoda; Insecta; Diptera; Sciaridae.